AUGAUUGAUUUCGCUGUAAGUAUAGGUCAAUUUGAUUUAAUUUAUUUAUUAGUCCAAUCUGGACUAAAAGGAACGAAAAAAGCAAUUAAUUUUGCUGCAAAGAAUGGAGAUCUAGAUAUGAUUAAAUAUUUACAUAAAUUAGGAUAUAAGGGAACAGAAAGUGCAAUAGAUAAUGCUGCUUUAAAUGGACACCAUGAAGUAAUUAAAUAUUUACAUGAAUUAGGAUAUAAGGGAAAAGAAAGUGCAAUAGAUAAUGCUGCUUUAAAUGGACACCUUGAAGUAAUUAAUUAUUUACAUGAAUUAGGGUAUAAAGGUACAGAAUGGGCAUUUAAUUAUGCUGCAAAAAAUGGGCAUUUAGAAGUUUUAAAAUAUUUACAUGAAUUAGGGUAUGAAUGUACAGAAUGGACAAUUCGUUGUGUUGCAGAAAAUGGACACCUUGAAAUAUUAAAAUACUUGCAUGAAUUAGGGUAUAAAGGUACAGAAUGGACAAUUCAUUUUGCUGUUGAAAAUGGAAAUCUUGAAAUUAUUAAAUAUUUAUAUGAAUUAGGGUAUAAAGGUACAGAUUAUGCAUUUAAUUGUGCAGUAAGUAACCAGAUAUUACAUGAAUUAGGGUAUAAAGGUACAGAUUAUGCAUUUAAUUGUGCAGUAAGUAACCAGAUAUCAGUAUCAGAUAGUAACCUUGAAGUAAUUAAAUAUUUACAUGAAUUAGGGUAUAAAGGUUCAGAAUGGGCAUUUAAUUUAGCUGUGAGAAAUAAAUAUAUUAAUACUUGA
Molecule: messenger RNA, 771 nt
Organism: Hydra vulgaris (swiftwater hydra)
Lineage: Eukaryota; Metazoa; Cnidaria; Hydrozoa; Anthoathecata; Hydridae
Product: putative ankyrin repeat protein RF_0381
Molecular function (GO): protein binding
Source: RefSeq, a predicted model, not a curated record